UUCCCUUUUCUCUCCUCACUUGGGCUGGGACACAACGUUAGCAAGGCGCAGGACCUUCGCCUGGGUGCUCCCCCAGCUGACUACUAUUUUCUAUUUCUAUACGUUAUGUUUGUUGUAGCUGGAAAGAACCUUAAUAGCAGCUUAAUAGUUACGGUCUGGAACACUUUGUGACUUUCUGUUUAGUGCAGAAGCGCGGAAGCGGAUUGGCUCAUUGACACCUUAAAAGGCUUUUGAUAAGUUUGAUGAAAGCAGCUCGCGGUUUUGUUUUGCACUUUAUAAACUCAGGCUGUGCUAAUCAUAACCAGAUUGGCUCGCCUUGCUUUAUCAGUAAUGUUUGGUAUGCUUACUACCUGACAGCGGAGGCGCAAAAAGUGGCGCAAUCGGACUGGUCUUUCUGGUUUGCGCGUCUUAUUUAUCAGCGUUUGCCUUUACAGUGUUGUGAGUCAGCACUUCAACUUUUUACUAAAAACUCCCUAAGACACACCAGAGGUUGGAGUGAGCAAACGCCAUGUAGACAGACAGUCGUGGUGAAACUAUGGCGGAGUCCGGACUGGAUCUGAACUUGAACGCACCUACGUGCCCCCAAGUUACUGCGCAGCACGAUCAAACCUGCCCUUGAAUGCAACAUUCGUUGUAUAGUUCGAGGUGUCUAACUAGUACUAGCAGUAGCAGAUCGAUAUUUUUCCACUUCUCUUCCUUGUUUAUUGUCACAACGAUCUGUUCAGAUAUAAUGUAUGUUAGAGGUGGAUGCUACAAAUGUAUUCCCAGAGUUUGUUAACAAUAUAGAAAUGUUAUAUACACUAUAUUAUAUACACUAUAUACAACAUGAUAUACAACAUACAAAAACACAGAUAUUUGUCGAAGUAAACAUAGAUAAAUAGCUCAUAUAGCUCAUCACCCUAGUAUUGAUCUGAUACAGACACUGCCCUACUAUUGAUUUUAUCAAUAUACAGUAUAGAUCUUCUAUUGUAGAUACUUCUAUAUUGUUACAAACUUGGGCAUAAGUUCUUGGACACAGGAGGUUUUGGGAGGUAAAAAGCAAAAGGAGUUUUUGCUUUUGUUUACUUAUUUUGCACUAUAUUGUUACAUUGUCUUCACUUUUAAUAACUAAUCAAAUAAAUUCAUGCCAUCCAUCCAUUUCCUACACCGCUUGUCCUCGUUGGAGUCAAAGGUGAGCUGGAGCCUAUCCCAGCUGACGUUGGCCGCAUAUAUUAGCAUUCACACCUUUGGACAAUCUGGAGCAGGGGUGUCCUAAGUGUGGCCUGGGGGCCGUUUAUGACCCGCGGCUAUUCUUUUAUAGGCUCUUGGGACAUUCUAAAAAUGCAAAAAAAAAAAAAAAAAAAGGUCAGUAAUCUUACAAAGAAAGGCAAAAUAUUAAGAGAGUAAAGUCAUAAUAUUAAGCGAAAAAAUUGCACACAUUUGAAAUAUUAAAAGAAAUAAAGUUGUUAUAUGAGACACAAACAAAACAAAAAAUAAAGUUGCAUUUGUGUAAAAUUAGGUUGUAAAAACUUUAUAAUAUUAUGACAGUAAAGUGAAAAUAUUAUGAUAAUAAAGUUAUAACAUUACAAGAAAAAAUGUACAAGGAGAAAGUGGAAAUAUUUGUAAAAAUGUAAGGAGAAAAAAUUCAUAUUAACAAUACACACAAAACUGAGAUGCAGCCUGUUUUUUUUUUCUUUAAAUAUAAAACCCGUCUCUGCAUAUCCACAUAGGUAUUUUUCAGUAUGUGGCUCUCAGAGGAAAAAGCUUCUCUUAACCUAACAUGCAUGUUUUUCGUUCUUCGAUCUCCUCACCGUGAGGUCCUGUGAGAAACACUGCAGUGGUUCUCAAUUAUUUCCUCUCAUACCGCCUUUGUGGCGACAUUUGCAACCGAGGUGCUUAUAUUAUAUGCAAGUACAGUAUACAUUAGGUUCAGUUUGUCCUCGGGUUAUUGCCGUAGUCAGGAAGUGGUUACUGCCAUUGGGAUGUGCAAUGUGGCAGCCCUGUCUCUGGUUGAGCCUUAUUAUGCAUCAUCUGUUCAGGUGGCAUGUACAUGUCUAAAUAGUUCAUAUUUGGAGGUGUUAUAUAAUAGAAAUGAACACUGUCCUCUCUCUGUCACUUUUCGCAGCAUGGCCAUGACUGCAAAUGGGUGCGUUCAAUUUACGCGCCACGCAGGGGACAUCCUGCUCAACUUCAACCGCCUGCGCAGUAGGAAUAUCCUGACGGACGUUGCUAUCCAAGUGAACGGACAGCAUUUUUACGCUCACAAGGCCGUCUUGGUGGCGUGCAGUGGCUUCUUUUAUUCUGUCUUCAUGAACCCUGAGAAUGCAAACCUCAGCGGCAUCAGUUUGGACCCCAAAAUUGACCCUAAGAGUUUCUCCAACCUCUUGGACUUCAUGUACACGUCGUGCCUGAACCUGACAGACAGCAUGCUGGUGGGCACCAUGAACACCGCCCUCUACCUUCAGAUGGAGCAUGUGGCUGACACCUGUCACAGGUUCAUCAAGUCCAGGCCGUCUUACAACGUGCACGUGGAAGAGGUGCAGACAAGCACGCUACCUUUGGCUGAUCAGCUCCCAAAUUUCAGACCCAUUGACGUGAAAGAGCUGGAUGUCAAAAACAGAUACACAGCUACCUCGCCCCCUCUUCAGGAGUGCAAGGGUUACAAUGUCUUUAGGGGCAUCAACACCUCUGGUUCCUAUUAUGUAUAUGGUGAUCGGAAUAUCACCGCAGAGAAGCCUGAAGCUUCGCAAAAGAUCAGCACCCCUCCCAGAGAAUCACCUUUGUCCCACAUACAACAUAUGCAAGUCCCCAGCACCGGCGUGCCUCACAAAGAGUCCACCUCCAUCAUCACGUACCCCACUUUCCACCCCACUUUAAUUCGACCAGCACCUGCCACCCACGCGGAGCAAGGCGGUGUUCGGCACCCUCCUCCUAACUGCCGCGGGUUGUCUCCAGGUUUUGGGAAAGGUGUGAUUUGCAGCCCUCAAAGCCCCCUCAGAUCUGAUUGCCAGCCCAACUCACCCACCGAGUCCAGCAGCAGCAGGAAUGCGACCCUGAGCCUCAAACAGCCCCCGGACUGCCCUAAAGAAGCCAAGGUCCGAAAUUGGAAGAAGUACAAAUUCAUUGUUAUGAACCAAACCCCUCUGAAUGAGGAAGCCGACGUUCGGAGAGGCAGUCCCGAAGGCGGAUCCCCUUCACUUAGUCCCUGCAGGGGUGCCGGGGAGCAGAGGGAACCCCAAACGGAAGAAGCAGCCAGCGAGCACAGAGAGGAAAUCCCCAUGACCGUUGUCAGCCACCGCAAAUGCUCCUCCUGUGGCGGUGACAGCCCCCAGGACAUGGAGGCCGCUCACCCCUUUCCUGACUCUUACUGCAGAGACUCAAAGUUGUCCCCUUCCAGCUGUGAAAGCUCUUUCUUCUGCAACGGCAGCGACGCCAAGUUCAUGGAGGAAGACUCCCCCAAAGAGCACACAGCCCAGCUCCACAGAAAGAAGCUGUACAAGUGUGACUGCUGCCAAGCCGCCUUCCGCUACAAGGGCAACCUGGCCAGCCACAAGACCGUUCACACAGGUGCAAAGCCGUACUGCUGCAACAUCUGUGGUGCUCAGUUCAACCGGCCAGCUAAUCUGAAGACACACGCUCGCAUUCACUCUGGGGAGAAGCCUUAUAAGUGUGACACGUGCGGGUCCAGAUUUGUCCAGGUGGCCCACCUUCGCGCCCAUGUGUUAAUUCACACAGGAGAAAAGCCAUACCCUUGUGAAAUCUGCGGAACGCACUUCCGCCACUUACAGACGCUCAAGAGUCACAUGCGCAUUCAUACCGGAGAGAAGCCUUAUCAUUGCGAAACGUGUGACCUCCACUUCAGACACAAGAGUCAGCUGAGGCUACAUCUGCGACAGAAGCACGGCGCCAUCACGAACACAAAGGCGCAGUAUCGCCCAACGCCCAGCAGCCUGACCUCCUGCUGAGGCCGCUGUAGUACCUUUUCAUUGUUUUUUUGCACCAUAUGAUAAAUAAUAUUAGGUUUUUUUAAAUCCAAAGAACCAUAUUUUGUAUAUAUUUUACUAUUGGAAUAUUUUAGAGUGACACGUUUAUGCUUGACCACAACUGAAUGUACAAUUUGAAUGUGAAUUUGAGCAGAUACGUAUGUUCCCUGUUGGCAGUCACUUGUAAAACAGCUUGCAAGGACACUUUUGCUUUCAAAUACUGUUAUAGUAUUGCUGCAGUAUUGGUACAAGUCAUUGGUACGUCAUGGAGUCUAUUUGUAAAUAAUGUUUUCACAUUGCCAUCUGCUGGCAGAGCUUGGGUUUGUUAACAUUGGUUUUCUUGCCCUGGUGAGCUUCAUACUGAAGGAUGGUAGCAAAAAGGUUGUAACUUUUGUUACGUAUCAUGUGUACAUAGACAUCUGGCUUUUACAGUAUAAUCUUUUCUAAUACGUUAUAAGCCGUCAUUGGCAUUUUGCACACACGUAUUGCUGUUAUUCAAAAUGUCUUGAUACUUAUGAAAUAUAUUUUCAAGUGUUUCUAACGUGUUGAACUGUUGUAAAAGGACGUGCCCACUUCUUGAUGCAUAGUUGAUCAUUCAUUAUUUAUAUUCAAAUCUAUGCUUGCCCGAUUGUCACAAUGUUGGUGCUGCCAUGUUGUUCUGAGCUAAUUGUUAACUUUUGGCUGUAUUUGAUCCAGUGUAUUAUAGUGCCUUAUAUCCAAACAUUUUAUUGGUUACGGUCCCACACUUAUGUUCAUGCGAUGUACAUGUACUUUGUGCUCUUCUGUGUAUUCUAUUCUAUAAGUUUUCCACUGUAUGUAGCUCUUAAGAUGCAGAAAAGCGAAAACAUGCUCAGGAAUAUUGCUUAUGUCUUUGUAACUGCAGAAUACAUAAUAUAUAUA
This is a messenger RNA of Dunckerocampus dactyliophorus (ringed pipefish), 4862 nucleotides long. It is a transcript of the gene bcl6ab, whose product is annotated as BCL6A transcription repressor b. Lineage: Eukaryota; Metazoa; Chordata; Actinopteri; Syngnathiformes; Syngnathidae. Gene Ontology annotation, biological process: regulation of cytokine production; regulation of immune system process; negative regulation of transcription by RNA polymerase II. Gene Ontology annotation, cellular component: nucleus. The transcript is spliced from 8 exons. The record is from RefSeq and is a predicted model, not a curated record. Bases 1962 to 3944 code for a protein of 660 amino acids. Gene Ontology annotation, molecular function: RNA polymerase II cis-regulatory region sequence-specific DNA binding; protein binding; DNA-binding transcription factor activity, RNA polymerase II-specific.